AUGGCCUCUCCCAGGCUCCGUCGGCUCCUGGCGUCCGUGGCGCUCGCCGUGCUGAGCUCGUCGCAGUGGAGGGCGCCCCCGCGCGGCUUCGUCCCCGCUCCGCCGCGCGCCCCGAGCAGGCGGGGCGCGCUCGCCCACGGCCUGCUCCUCGGCCCCGCGGCCCUCGCGGCAGGUGCCCCGCCUGCAUCGGCAGGGUACGUCCGCUGGGUGGGCGAGUACGAGGAUGGGACCGACCCUGGGCACCCGGGCUGCGAGCGCACCAUCGAGAAGAACGGGGCCGAUUAUCUCAUCUCCGGCACAAGCAGCAGCCAGCGUGGGCAGAAGAUCUGCUCCAAGACCAACGAAGUGAAGCGGUGGUACAUGGACGGCAAGGUUGAGAGCAACGUCCUCGGCGUCGGCAACACGAUGGCGGUCGACCUGCCCUCGAAGAGCGGCAGCAAGCUGGCCAAGCUGACGUUCGACCCGAGCCUUGGCAACCAAGGCGGGCUCAUCUUCCCGGACGGCACGGUGUGGGAGAAGUCGGGCCCCCUGGUCCGCAAGACCCAGUCCAGAGACAUGGGUUUCGAAGAGGCGUGGUGA
Messenger RNA from Prorocentrum cordatum, 579 nucleotides. NCBI's taxonomy places the organism in Eukaryota, Dinophyceae, Prorocentrales, Prorocentraceae. The record is from the annotation of a GenBank genome assembly.